AUAAUAGCCGAGGUUGUCAUGGUGAACGUACAAGUGGAUCGUGUUUGUGGGUUGGGGCGUAGAGAUUUAAAGACUGCUUCUGGCUACCUGGAUGCAGAGUCGACUAGAGUCUCUCGUAGUUUACCUCGUCAUGUGUGGAGACUGUGAGGGAGACGCGGAACAACUAGCACUAGACAGGUGUUUGAAGAGUGGUCUGCAAAGACGCCUGGAAAUACCAGAAGUCUUGGACGUCGACUCAACUUCUCUCUCCCCUCACUCCGCUUCACCACAAGAAAUGGCAUCUCCGGCAGUUUUGGGAAAGGCUGUUUGUGCUAACUGUCGAGAGGAAAUUGUGGAUAAAUACUUACUCAAGGUGAACGACUUGUGCUGGCAUGUGCGCUGUCUGUCGUGCAGCGUGUGCCAGGCUUCGCUUGGCGGCCAUGCAAGUUGCUACAUUAAAGAAAAAGAAGUGUUCUGCAAAGUGGAUUAUUUUAGGAGGUACAGGACCUGGUGCGCGUGCUGUGGCCGCAGCAUCCACUCCACAGACUGGGUGCGGAGAGCCAAGGGCAACGUCUACCACCUGGCCUGCUUCGCCUGCUUCUCCUGCAAGAGGCAGCUGUCCACGGGAGAGGAGUUUGCCCUGGUCGAGGAUAAGGUCCUGUGUCGGGUACACUACGACUGUAUGCUGGACAACCUCAAACACGCCGUGGAAAAGGGAAACCUGGUCAGUAUGGAGGGAGCCUUGCCCACCGAACAAGAAGUGAAUCAGCCCAAGCCAUCAAAGAGAGCCCGCACCAGCUUCACAGCAAACCAGCUGCAGGUGAUGCAGGCUCAGUUUGCGCAGGACAACAACCCCGAUGCCCAGACGCUGCAGAAGCUGGCGGAGCAGACAGGCCUGAGCAGGAGGGUUAUUCAGGUGUGGUUUCAGAACUGUCGGGCGCGGCACAAGAAGCACAUCAGCCCGACCCACCCCUCCUCCUCAUCUUCAUCUUCCUCCUCGUCCUCCACCUCCUCCAUGCCUGGCCUCUCCAUCUCCUCCCUGCAGCCCCUGCGCCUCCCCCAGCCCGUCAUGGAGGAGCUGCAGUAUACGUCCUACGAACCCACUGAGGGAUCCAUGCUUUCUGCACUGCACUCUUACAUUGACGUUCAUUCGCCAUCUCCGGUGAUGUACCAGGCUCUACUGCCCCAUCCAGGAACGCCGCUGCCCGUAAGCCAUGCAUAGGCAUAGGCUGCCCAACCCUGUGCCCCACCUCACCCCCACCCUCACCUCAUCUGGAAACCGGUCCACCACUGGCACCUGAUGAGGGGUCUGUAUGGAAAAUGUUCAUUUCUACAUCAGCGGGUCAGGCUGUAAAAUGGGUAUAUUGGUGCAUUCUGAGACCGAAAGCCAUCAGUGUGAAUGAUGCAAGAUGUGUAAAGCUGAGCUAUGCUCAAUUGACGGCCUGUUGUGAUCCACACAGUGGACUAAACGCCUCUGUCUCCCACAGCGGGAGAUCUGCACGCUCCAUUUAGAGUCUGUCUCUUGGCACACAGAUCUUAUUUAGACUGUUUAGUGUCCUUUUGUGCAGUGCGUGACCAAUUUGACGACAGUUAAAAAGGUGCAGUGGUACACUGGCAUUACUACCUCUGGUCGUGGUAAAGGUUUGGCUUUGAUAAACAGAAUCUGGUAGAGCGUUCAUGACGGCGUUCACAAGGCUGAGGUGAAUAGGGUCCACCUCUACCCCUUUAUGUAUAAUAGUUCUGAUUAUAUGCAUAUUCCGUGCAAGCUUUAUGCUCAUUUCUGCCAUAUACACGGUAUGUGUAAUAAAUAAUUGCUUUGUACGCGCAGCCAAUACAUGGGUCAUUGUAAGAAUUGGCUAUGAUUAUAGUGAUGAGAAGCACCGUUUUGGCGUUGUGUAGCAUUGUGUUGCUUAGAUAUUGAAGAUGUUUGCCAAUUCAGUAAGAAAUGGAUGCUGCUGAUACAUGACUAUGAAUGUUGUGCUGGAAAAAAUGUCUGUUUUAUUUCUGUAUGUUGUACAUAUGAAUUAUUUAAGUUUCUAUUUAUUUCCGGUGCUACACUCUUGUUUUUAAAUAAAUGUAAAAUGACA
This is a messenger RNA of Engraulis encrasicolus (European anchovy), 2066 nucleotides long. Its product is annotated as LIM/homeobox protein Lhx8. Gene Ontology annotation, molecular function: DNA-binding transcription factor activity, RNA polymerase II-specific; RNA polymerase II transcription regulatory region sequence-specific DNA binding. The transcript has 8 exons. The record is from RefSeq and is a predicted model, not a curated record. Gene Ontology annotation, biological process: regulation of transcription by RNA polymerase II; forebrain neuron development; neuron differentiation. NCBI's taxonomy places the organism in Eukaryota, Metazoa, Chordata, Actinopteri, Clupeiformes, Engraulidae. The coding region runs from base 92 to 1201 and encodes 369 amino acids. Gene Ontology annotation, cellular component: nucleus.